UUGCAAAUGGCUAAAUAGCCUGCGCUCUUUUGUGGAAACAUCUAAUUUAACGUAUCUUUUGCAAUGUAUCUUGCAAAUAAGCAACGCAGUGCUCGCUAAUCAACUGUAUAUUGUGGGUUGCAUGGCGAUGUGUUGAUCUAGCUAAUUUGACAAUACGACCUAUCAUAUGAAACAUAGAACUAAGUUAGAAUAACGUUUUUUAACUGCUCUAACUUUAACUAGCAAGUUAAAUAAGCCCCAGCUACGAGCUGAGUAGGAAAAUACUGUUACGGUUAACUUAGCUACGAAAUGCUACCAACACAUCUGAGACUAGACUAGCUUGGCUAAGUAACGAUGAAAAGAACGUGAAACAAACCAAAUUAGCGAAAUUGGUAUAUUUAUGUUAAGCAAACGUUAGAGUUAGCUACGGCAAACAUUUUAGUCGAUGUCUAAUUAUCCAUUAUCAGAAAAGCCUGACGGUAAAUGCUAGGCGUUUCUGUUUACUCUACCUAGCUAAUGUUCCUAGGCUAGCUAACGUUAGAUAACAUUGGCCAUUUAGCGAUAACGGAGUUUGCACCAUUCUCAUAUUGCCAGUUAGCGCGACUAGCUAGAAACAUUGCUGAAGUUGACGUUACUGUCCGGGGCAGUUUGAUAAACAUAAUUGUGUAACGUUAGACUGAAGUUGUUUAAUCUUCAGACUGUCGUUUAGUUUUUCUUUCUUUAACUGUUAUUUGUCGCAGAACAAAAAUAUAAGAUUUUCAUCGUCCCUGUUUUAGAAAGAUUUUAGUUAACUUACAGGAUAAUUCGGCUAACGGUAGAGCUGGACAAAGUAGAUAAAGUAGAUCUAUAUCAUCUACUAGUUCAGUAUUGUCAAACUUGCAUUUCAGAAAAAUGCUGGUCUACAAAUCUGGCUAGCCGCUUAGAUGGAGAUAAUGUGCAACAAAAAAUAUAAUUCUCAAAUUGUGGAGUUACAAUUUGCAGACAUUUUAGAUAACUAGCCUAAGCCAGGCUACCAGUCGUAACGUUACAGUAUUUUUACCGCUAUUUGCUGCAACGUUAACGAGUUGGCUAGCUGGCGUGGGGCUGCUUCGUAAUAUGUAACUUGGCUAUUCCAUGAUAUAGCCAAUGAUUUUGACAGCCGAAAAAACUCGUAGACUUUCUCUCAUAUAGUGCGUAGUGACGUCGACUAGAUUGUUAUAAUGUUAUUUCAAUAAAAAUGUUGUAUCAAUCUAAUGUGCAAUAUCAGCAUAGGUAACUAACGUUACAUUAUAAUCCAGAAGUUGGUGUUGUUCAUGACUAUCGGAGCAGUACCAUGGUUAUUCAUUGUUGUAUGCAUUCCACGUUAGCUAGUGAACCAGAAAGCUAACGUUAAUGUUCUUCAGCAGGCCCAGUUAAGCUUCUGACUCGUUUUGCUAACAUCAACCGGACUGUCACAUUCUUGUUAAACCAUUGGACUAGAGACAGGCUGUCGCAGUCCCAUUGGGCUUUGAACGAUUGUAUCCACUCAUUGGAUACUUCCUUUACUCGGAGCCGAUUGGACCUUUGUGUUGGCAGGCGGCUGUAAUUGGCUACAAGGAAUGUCAUUUAGACGGUUUCCUUCCUCUUUUCGGAUACAUUUGUCUUUCAAUGCCAGUCGUGUCUCAGGGCGCGGCCCCAUCAAACGCUUGAAUUAGCGAUUUAUUAUUCUUAACUUCCAAAUACAAAAGCGCAUCGUAGCGAUAGGUUUGUUGACAUACCAUUUCAUUUUCAGGUUCGUGGCCUGGACAUUUAUGUGAGCGGUCUUGCCUCAGUGGAACGGGUCUUAAAGGGAGGAGAGACUCACAGAGACCCAUAUCAGGACUGUGGGUUCUGUUUUUUGUUUUUGUGAACAAGGAAUAAUCCAACCUACUGCAACGAUUUAGUUUACCUGUUCAACCACAGCACACAGGUGUUCAGCGGCACGCACCAUGGAGGCCAUCGCCAAGUACGAUUUCAAAGCCACUGCUGAGGACGAGCUGAGUUUUAAACGUGGGGAAGUAUUGAAGGUUUUAAAUGAGGAGUGCGACCAGAACUGGUACAAAGCAGAGCUGAACGGGAAAGACGGCUUUAUUCCAAAGAACUACAUAGAAAUGAAAGCCCAUCCGUGGUUUUUCGGGAAGAUCCCGCGGGCCAAGGCGGAGGAGAUGCUGAACAAACAGAGGCACGACGGGGCCUUCCUGAUCCGGGAGAGCGAGAGCGCGCCGGGCGACUUCUCCCUGUCCGUCAAGUUUGGAAACGACGUUCAGCACUUCAAGGUCCUACGUGACGGAGCAGGGAAGUACUUCCUGUGGGUGGUCAAGUUCAAUUCUCUCAACCAGCUGGUGGAUUACCACCGCUCCACCUCUGUGUCGCGGAACCAGCAGAUCUUCCUCCGAGACGUCGAGCAGGUUCCCCAGCAUUCCACGUACGUCCAGGCGCUGUUCGACUUCGACCCCCAGGAGGACGGGGAGCUGGGCUUCAGGCGCGGGGACUUCAUCCAGGUUCUAGACAACUCCGACCCCAACUGGUGGAAAGGAGCCUGUCACGGGCAGACGGGCAUGUUCCCGCGCAACUACGUCACGCCUGUCAAUCAGAACAUGUAACUCCGCCCCCCCCUCCGCACCAUCCAACCCCGACCCUGUGCCCCCCCCCCCCCGACCCCCGACCCCAAAGAGAUUCAGAGCCACGUGGAAGAAUGGAAGAUCCCGGAAACGAUGAGCAGGAGGCGAAGAGCAGGACGGCGGCGUCCCCUCGCCGGUGGCGGUUGGGCGGAGCCGAGCUCACGACGAAGAGCGUUGAGCGCUGCAGUGCCGUCCGCGCGCGGGACGGGACAGAAGGCCCCGGGAGCAGUCAGAGGAGGGAAGCGUACCACGCCAAAAAUCCACCGUGGAAAAUCACGUCCUUCUCUUCCCUUCUCCGUCUCUGGCCUUCCGAAGCUGCCUCUGCCUUCUCCACCUUGUUGCUGUUGUUUUUUUUUUUUUUUCCCCCUUGUUGUGUGUUAUAAUCACCACAACAGCAAAUAACAAAAAAAAAAAAAGUCAAAAAACAUUUCAAGAUCGUCGAGAAACUGAAAAUAAACCAUUUUGAAAAAUUACGAAAAAGAAAAAAAAUAUAUAUAUUGUUCACUGCAGUCUCAAAGUCAGAGACCUGAUGCAAAAGAAUGAUUGUACAGCAGACUUGGGUGCAUAAAUAAUAGAGAAAUUCCAUUUUUAAGUAUAUAUAUAUAUAUAUAUUAUAAAGUGUAUGUAUGUGUUUGUCUGUUUCCCUUCUUGGUGCAUUCUUCCCUCGUGUGAAUCAUGUUCUGCUCGUGUUUUCCGUCUGGAUGAGACCUAGCGGCUGUGGGAUCGGGUUGAAUUGUCAGUUUGACUGUCCCGAAUUUGUCUGAGCGAUCGCAGAUGUAAGACGGUGGGAUAUUGGGAGGAUGUGGGUGUUCUACUCAACUCUCAGUUCUUUGAGGCCCUGUGUGCAUAACUUGCUUCUUUAAGGAAACGUGUGGAAGAAUAACGGAAGUUGGACGAUUCUGUUGGAGGAACUGUGGUACAUGAUGUUCGCAAAGCCCCCCCCCCCCCCAAUUAUUUUUAACACACAGUCCCCACAUGCGGUAGUGUGAUGAAUGUAGCCAUCUUAGUCCCCUGUGUGUGGGAGUACACGGUCAGAUAAUUGGGUUCAGAGUUGAUGAAUCCGGAGGUUAAAUUUUUCCGAUGUUUUUACUCUCGUUAGUACAUAUCCGCCGUUUGCCACGACGUUUGUCCGCGUAACGAGAGCCGAAUUGGAUAAGCGUAACCGAAUUAGCCGCGAGCGACUGGAUCUGAACAGAAGGGCGCGCUCACUCGCGGCUGGGAGGAGAGCAGCCGCGCCGCAGACACGGUCCGUAGCGGCUGAGUUCCUACGGUUGAGUCCUGCUCCUGUUUGUCCUUCUCUCUGGACAGUGCCUUUUUCCAUCGCUGGUGUUUCAGUGUCUCCCAACGGUCAGACCUGCAGAGAGAAACGUUGUAAAUAACGGUCCUUCCCCCCCCCCCACCACCUCCCCCACCGAAUUCAUUUCAUACCUGUCGCCAUGGAAUCCUUGUUAUUUAAAUGUUUUCCAGUCUUACCUAAGUACUAGUUUUCUGGCUUGUCCUUUUUUUUUGUUUUGUUUGUUUGUUUGUUUUGUUUUUGUUUUCAAUGAAUAAAAAUGAAAUGGUAAAAAACUGCGAUGUGUUUCAGUGCAAGGAGGUGAUGCCGCAUGGUCAGGGAGUGAGGCCUGUGGGGCCUGUCGACAGACCUGUUCUUUGACGAGCUCGUGAAGUGUUUAAAGGAAAGAGACAUGCUUUUUCCCGAGUGUCGAGAUGUCUGAAUGUAUCAAGAGGGCUUUUUGUAACUGUACUGUUGGCUUCAGUGCGGCGGCUGAAUGCAGCCGCUGCGCAUGAUGUCUCUAUUUUUUCAGCCAUUACUGUGUAAUUGAAACGGGAUGCUGCAUCUCCAAGUCUGAUCUUAAUCGUGUUACUCCAGUGCUUUGAGCAGUGCAUUCUCUCUCUCUCCCUCUCUCUCUCUCUCUCUCUCUCCCCCUCCCUCUCUCUCUCUCUCUCUCUCUCUCUCUCUUUAAGCUCACAUCUCUGUGAGCGUUUCAGCGUUGCGUAAUCUUCUUCGCAGCUCGUCGCCGCGGCGACCAGAGCGCAAUGCAAUCACUCUGUGGAAAGAGUAACGUGAUGAAGUCUGAGAGCAGAGUGGACUGCCCUGCCCGCAAUAUGCUUUAAUCCUGGACCCUUGGCUCGCUGCAGCCAGGAGUGACCAAGCCGCAUUUAAAAAGAAAAGAAAAGAGAAGAGAUAAAAGCAGAACGGUGUCGGCUGAUGUCUUUUGUGUGCACGGACGCCUGGUAGCUUGCUCUCAUUUGGUGAGAGCUCCGGGUCUUGUGUACCCGUGCCCCGGUGAUUGGGUUAUUUUUGGCCUCAUCCUCUCAGCGUUCCAGUCUGGCUGCCCCACCAGCUGCAUAUGCACAGCCCCCCCCCCCCCAAUCAUGUUCUCUGCAGCCCCCCUUCUGUAGGGUGCACAAUUGGGGCUGUCCUGUCUGUUAACCAUUGAGAUGGCCUUUUUUUAAAAAAUGGAUUCUUCCUGUAUUAAAGGAGCAAGGGCGAGGGGCCUCUCAGAUAAAUGAGAAAAAAAAGGCAUUGUUUCACACCUGAUGAGGUCUCUGAGAAGUCCUGUGAUUUAAAAAAGAAUCGUAUUUCUGUUUUUGUGGAUGUUUUCAGUUGGGCCAGGCAGUUCCAUACAGAAGUGUCUGACGACCUGCUGGUAUUACAGUGGCUGGUGUGGGGGCCUUUGGGAGUUAGGGAUCUAAAGCAAAAAAAAACAUUUGAAAUAAGUUCAGAAUAGCUUGUCCAGUGACAUAUUUCCAAGGGCUGUACAUAUGAACGUCAAUUUUCUAUUUUAUUCACAAUUGUAAAUUGUAUAAAUAUUCUUUUUUUUUCUGUUGUCUUUACUUCAGCGCUGCGGCCUUGGGUUGCAUGCUCCAGCGGAAAUGGGUCUAAGCAGAAAUGUAAUUUUUCAUGUCGUUUCUUGACAAACGAUCGAGUGAUAUGCACACACGCCAGCCGGAAACGGUACAAGCUGCUUUGGCGUUACGUUAAGCCUGUUCUCUUGCUUUAGACCACCGGGCCCCGCACGCCCCUGCAUUGUCGAACCAGCAGGGCAUCAGAAACGGCUGUAAAGACCUAAAACAUCCAUCGUUGCAUGAAAACGGUUUGUGCCAAGUGAAAACAUACAUCAAAAAUGAAAUAUAAAAAUGAUGAAAUGUUUUGAAAACGUGGGCCAAAAAGAGGCUCUCCUGGCUCAGUGGGAGUAUUUGCCAUGAAACAAGCACCCCCCCCCCCCCCCCAAAAAAAAGAAAAUAAAUGAAUAUAUAAUAAUCACAUUGGACACCUCUGUCCUUGCCUUGGGAAUGCCCACAGGGGCCUUGCCUAGUACUAGUACAGUAUAGAGGGAGGUCUGGCACAGUUACACCUGGUGUAGAGGGGUUUACCCUGUCUCAAGGUCAGCAGUCUCCUGUGGGACCCUAGUAGAGGGUAAUGUAAUCUGGGCGGAUGCUUUAAUACAGAGGGUGUGGUUUUAUUUUUGUACCUGAGGAAGACGCCUGAUGCUUUUUGGGAAAACAGGAUAAAAGAUCUAGAGGUUUUAAUUUCAGCGCGUGGCACGCAAACUCGUACUCUACUCGCACAACAUGCCGACAGAAGCGGGCGCGAUCCGCAGUAACUGUUCUGCGCAUGUCUGUCGCAGCCGCGUCUGUGUGGCCUAACUGUCGCUGCGUGUCCUCUCUGCCCGAAGCCGUUUGAAUUGCUUCCUCAGGGUCAACACAAGUUCACUGCUAAUCCCACGUGUUAAUCCCCGUUAAAGCUUUCUCCACUUCUGCACGGUAUGUCUCUUGAAGCAUCGUUUUGUCCUCCCAUGUUUGUUAUUGAGGUUUGAGAGAUAAAUGCCUGUCUGGAGAGGAAGAAGUGUUCCGUUUUUUUUUAUGACCUAAGUAUUCCUCUGACAACCAUGGCUACUGUGUUCUUGACUGGAUGUGUACAUGAAGAUGCUAACAUGACGAUCGCAGCUAUGCUGCCGUUGUUCCUCGAUGACUUUGCACUCAAGUCCACUUUCAGUUAUUCUCAGAAUUCUUAACUCCACUGAAAAGAUCCACAAGAUUUCCUUGGGACUUUUUCUUACGCUAUCUGCCAGAUUUGUCCUGAAUUUUUUUCACAAAGUGUCAGAAGCCACAUAACCUAACUGCUGGAGUUCAUGUAUGUCUGACUAAGGUUUUUCAUGUACAUAUACUUUGAGAAGGGGAUGUGAUUAUCCCUUUAAAUCUGAUGCAGAAUUUUUUUUUUUUUCGUAUUAGUGGAUAGACAAUAACUGUGAAUAAUAAAACAACCAUGUAGUCUGUA
Molecule: messenger RNA, 6879 nt
Organism: Anguilla rostrata (American eel)
Lineage: Eukaryota; Metazoa; Chordata; Actinopteri; Anguilliformes; Anguillidae
Product: growth factor receptor-bound protein 2-like
Exons: 5
Coding region: 1926-2579 (217 amino acids)
Biological process (GO): regulation of MAPK cascade; signal transduction
Cellular component (GO): COP9 signalosome; plasma membrane; nucleoplasm
Molecular function (GO): epidermal growth factor receptor binding; phosphotyrosine residue binding
Source: RefSeq, a predicted model, not a curated record